GCUCAAAAGAUUUGGCCAACUUCUUUCUUUCUGUGGUGAUUGUGAAUAAUUAUGUCUAUGGGGAAGAAACAUCUUAACAUCAAUUCUCUAAAUCACCAAUCCACAAAGGACGAAGACAACAACUGCAAGAACAGUCUCUUCUUUGGAUUGUUUGAUGACCCUGAAUCUACAAGGUUGAGAAGUGGGAGUAUGAAGAGACAAUACAGCGACAUGGGAGAUAGCUACCACAGAGUUUAUGAAGAACAAAAUGAUGAUGUUGAUUAUGAUGGUGAUGGUGAUGAUGAUGAGGGAUCAAGGAUGGACAUGCGAGUCUUGAUGGUUUUAGAGUAUAUGAGAGAGCUUUACGUGGGACAACUUCAGCUGCUUAAAAAGAUGUUUCCAGGUGCAGCUAAAGAAGAGUUUCUUGGUUUCUUCAACAAAAUCGGAGACGCUGUGUCCCAAUUCAAACAAGAUUCUCGUCCUCCUACAAAGUCAACGACUAUGCAGAGGAGUCUCAGUGCUGGUUCGCCACGUGUCACUUCGAAAGGGGUUAACUUGGGUCCAUCAGAUCUAAAAAAUGAAAGGUUUAAAGUUACAACGGUCAAUGCUGGUGGAGCCGGUGGAGCUGGUAGUUCUGCGGGAGGAGGUAAAGGUGGCUCAGCGGCCGGUCAGGGACAGACCAAGAAGUAGUCCGGAUUUGUGACAUGUGAUGUGGGCCAUGGAUGAUCAAAUCUUAUGAGACUCAGGGUUUAGCAUUAUUUGAAUGAAAUGUGAAAAGUGUG
Messenger RNA from Arabidopsis arenosa, 761 nucleotides. The record is from the annotation of a GenBank genome assembly. Lineage: Eukaryota; Viridiplantae; Streptophyta; Magnoliopsida; Brassicales; Brassicaceae.